AUGGACCUUCCAUCCGAGGUGGUGGAGCAGCUGGGGGACAUUGAGGAGUCGCUGGACACGCUCUCCGGCUUCCUUCAGCCAUUUCUAGACGCGACACCGCGCGAUUUAGAAGACGCGAUGCCGCCGCUGGAGCGCGCGCGCGCGCAUGUGACGCUCGCUCGGGCCGCGGUGCUGCUGGCGCGGCUGCGGCUGCGGCUGCGGGGGGAGGCCCUGGAGGAGGGACACCUGCUGCGCAAGGAGCAGGAGCGGCUGCACCGCUACGGCAACAAGCUGCGGCGCGCCGCCAACGAGGACGAGCUCGCGCGGUCGCGGCCCGGCACGGAGCUCAAUGUGGCGGCAGCGAACCGCUUCAUAUCCCAGGCCAUCCCGGACCUGACGCCGGAGCAGCGGCGGAGGCUGCGCGAGCAGAACGCGGCGGGCCGCGGGGACGGGGAAGCGGCGGCGGGGGCGGGGCGCGGCGGCGGGCGCGGCGGGCGCGGCGGCAGCAAGCGGGCGAGGGGUGAAGAGGCGGCAGCGGCGGCGGGCGUCGGCGGCACAGGGAUGGGCUCGGACUUGGAAGAAAUCUUGGCUGCGGCGGUGGAUGGUGGCACUUAG
Messenger RNA from Monoraphidium neglectum, 594 nucleotides. RefSeq lists its product as hypothetical. Gene Ontology annotation, molecular function: RNA binding; DNA binding. The record is from RefSeq and is a predicted model, not a curated record. Gene Ontology annotation, biological process: maturation of 5.8S rRNA; regulation of gene expression. NCBI's taxonomy places the organism in Eukaryota, Viridiplantae, Chlorophyta, Chlorophyceae, Sphaeropleales, Selenastraceae. The coding region runs from base 1 to 594 and encodes 197 amino acids. Gene Ontology annotation, cellular component: nucleolus; exosome (RNase complex). The transcript has 3 exons.